Messenger RNA from Formica exsecta, 2140 nucleotides. RefSeq names its product mitochondrial genome maintenance exonuclease 1-like. Gene Ontology annotation, cellular component: mitochondrion. The record is from RefSeq and is a predicted model, not a curated record. Gene Ontology annotation, molecular function: single-stranded DNA exodeoxyribonuclease activity. Lineage: Eukaryota; Metazoa; Arthropoda; Insecta; Hymenoptera; Formicidae. Gene Ontology annotation, biological process: mitochondrial DNA replication. Bases 403 to 1728 code for a protein of 441 amino acids. The transcript is spliced from 5 exons.
GUGGUAUAACCACGUGGGAUAUAAUCACGUGGUGGCUACUCUAUAUAACCUUAUCGUUUGUUUUGAUCUACAUACUAUGAAACGUGUUAUUAUUUGUCUGUAAUAGCUGUUUUAAUUAAGAAAUUAAAUAACUAUUAUAGUUGUUAAUUUUCUACGACUGUGAUAUAUAUUGACGGCAUUGUGAUAUAUAUUGUCGCAUUUUACAACUAAUUAGCCUUUUCAGAAAAAUCAUAUUUGGUAUAUAUAACCUGCUAAUGUGUAUAUGUGUAUGAUGAAAGGAAUGCACUCUCUUUCUCCAAAUUGAUCAUAGUAGUCAACUAUAUGUAAUACAGAUAACUCGCAAGUACAAUAUAUAUCAACAAAAAUAAAAAAGACACAAUAAUAAAUAUAAAUACAAUAAUAAUGCACAAAAAUAUGAUUAUGUUAACAACUUCCAAAUAUGUUUUACCCUCGACAUCUAAUGUACAAAAUAUGUGCCAAAGACUUAUUAAGAGACAUAUUUCAAAAGCUGAUAAAAUAAAAAAGUUAAUGAAGGAAUAUAAAUCAGUGUUUGGUGAAUUAGUUGAAACAAAUGCUGAAAAGAAAAAGAGACUGAAAUUGGAAAAGAGAGGAAAAAUUCCACUACAAAAGUCAAAUACAACAGAUGCAGAACUAUCAUGGGUUAUGAAAAAUUGUGGCAAUAAUCUGAAAAAAAUCAAAUCAUCUACGAAGCCACAAGAUGAACUAGUAGAUCCUCAUAAAUUUAGUAAUGUGAAAACUAAAAAUCUAAACAAUCCAGAUACACAACAUGAUUUUCAUUCCGAAUCUAAUCCAGUUUUGCAGAAAGUAGAAUUGAAAAUUACUAAUCCAUCAUGUAAUUUGUCUACAAUCACAAGAGAUAUUAAUAACAAUAGCCAUAAUGAAAAUACUCCAAAUUUAUCUAACACUGAAUAUACAGUUGCAAAGCAUGAUGCUCCUUCUAAUUUUGAAAGAUUGCCUGACAUUAUUAUAAAAAAUUUGCCAUCUUUUCCGAUUAUGGACAGCAAACAAAAAUCUUUCGCACAGUUAACAGAAGUAUUAUCUAUAUCUGGACAAAAUGAUCCAGAAACAAUAAAAUUUCCUAGCGUAACUAAGAUUCUUACGCAAACUAUGCCUCUAGAAUCAAAAUUGGCUUUAGAAGCAUGGAAGGAAAGAAUGAUAAAAGAACUUGGACCAGAGGGAUUUGAAAUGCAUCAGAAAGCAUUGUUAGAGGAUGGAGCAUCUCUGCAUUCAUGUAUAGCGCAGAAAUUGCUGGGGAAAGAAUAUGAAGUUCCUUUGAGGAUCGAACCGGUUUUUAAAAGCGUCCAAUACGUUUUGGAAGACGUGCACCACGUAAAAGCGAUCGAGACACACGUGGCUCACAACAAAUUACGUUACAAAGGCGUAAUCGACUGUGUAGCCUCCUAUAGGGGCGAAAAUUACGUAAUUGAUUGGAAGAAAUCAGAUAGGAAGAAAUUGAACUUGAAAGCAACAUACGACGCGCCUGUACAAAUUGCUGCGUAUAUUGGAGCUAUCAAUGCUUCUAAUUUAUAUCCCUUUGUGAUAAAACACGGGUUGCUCGUGAUUGCUUACACGUGCGGCGCACCCGCUACAGUAUACGAGGUGUGCGACAAUACGCUGCAGCAAUACUGGACAGCGUGGUUGCGCCGGUUGCAGGAAUAUUAUUCCGAAAGGACGAGUAACGAUGACAACAAGAGCAGUAGCCAAUAAAACGCUAAUGUACCGACACAUUGCGUAUAUUCAUUAAAACUUUCCACAUACAGAGCCAAUUAAAUCCUUAUCCGUCAGCCACAGGUAACUCCUGGCAGGAGAAGUUUUUAAUUCUAUCCCUUGCGCGUCAAAAGUUGCAAUAAUCUAUAGUCUUCGGGGAGUAGUUGGGAAAGCCCUCUCCGAGGAAACCUGGAGGUACAGCAGGAGGAAAACCGCGUCGAUACGGCGACUCAUUAAGGCCUGCGGUGGGCUCGGCAUUUAUGAUUUAUGAGAAUCCCGCGCGCGUUUUCCAGACGCUCGAAAUAACGAUUAUUAUGAAAAUAUGCGAGCCAUUAUCGAAAUACUAUGAUAUUGUGUAAUUUAUAAAGAUAUAUUUUGGCUUAUUAAAAACGAGCAUUACUUAAACAUAAAA